This is a messenger RNA of Fulvia fulva, 1860 nucleotides long. RefSeq lists its product as uncharacterized. The transcript is spliced from 3 exons. Lineage: Eukaryota; Fungi; Ascomycota; Dothideomycetes; Mycosphaerellales; Mycosphaerellaceae. The record is from RefSeq and is a predicted model, not a curated record. The coding region runs from base 1 to 1860 and encodes 619 amino acids.
AUGGCGACAAGACGCGCAAACCAGAACACCAGGUCCUCUUCACGGUCUGCACUCUCUCCCACAUCCGACUUCUACUAUCGGCCAUCAGGAGAAAUUCUGUCCGGAUCAUAUCGCGUGGCAAACGUGCUCCCAGGCCAAUAUUACGAUACCAUACAGUGUCGGCUCCAGGAGGUCUCGCUGAAGGACAACAGUGCUCGUUUCCUUGCCCUCAGCUACUGCUGGAACACAAGCAAGACCGAGGAAACAGUCACUGUCGAUGGGCAGCCAGUCAGGAUUACAACGAACCUGCAUGCCGCUCUCAGAAAUGCGCGUGCACCGAGCACUGCUGUUAGCCUUUGGGUGGACCAGAUUUGCGUUGACCAGACGAAUAUCAUAGACCGCAAUGACCAGGUCGGUAAGAUGGGUGCCAUAUUCCGUGCAGCAAGCGGUGUGAUUGUUUGGCUCGGAGAGGCAGAUGAUGGUGUCGCCAGUGCCAUGGACUUGCCAAAGAAGAUCAGACGCUACUGGCCCAGUCUCUACGACAACCCCAGUCUUCUUACACAUCACAGCCAAACACCAGCAGAGGUACCCAAAUGGGGAGAGAGAGCGUGGCGCGCUUUUCAGGCACUUCUGCUUCGUCCAUGGUUCAAGAGACUGUGGGUCAUCCAGGAGAUUGCAUGUGCUAGAGACAUCGUGGUUACCUGCAGAUCCAAUACCGCUCUAUGGAAGGAUUUUGUGAAGUUGAUUUACGUCGUUGAUGCGAUGCAUCAUUCGUCUCUUGGUGUGAACCAUAUGCUUGGCUCGAAAAGUGCGGCACAAUACGUUGGCUUUAUGGAGGAAUUGCGUAGUGUCACCGAGCAAGGUACAAAGCAAGCGGCCAAGGACUACGCCAGCGAGGACUCCAUGGCACCGUAUGUUCUCAGGAUGGCCAAGGACUGCAAUGCAACAGACCACAGGGAUAAAUUGUACGCUUUUCACCACAUCAUCCGCCUGGUCACGAGGCCGGACUAUGCCGUUGACAUCGAGACAUUGUAUCAACAAUUCGCUGUACAAUACCUGCAGCGCAUUGCCUAUGCUAUCUCUGAGUUUGACUGUGAUGCGGUCGCGCUCUCGAAACGACAAUUGGGGUUCAUCUACAGCGCUGGUCUGUGUAAUCAGCACCUGGAGUUGCCUUCUUGGUGUCCAGACUGGUCUGUACCAUGGCACGCGCGCCCGCUCUGGUUGGACUCCAAAUGCUAUCAAGCUGGUGGCAGCGAGGUCAAAGAGAUCAUGCCUAUCGCCGAGAGCGCCUUACAUGCGGACACAGGCUUUCGGCUUCCCUUGGUGGCAAAGGUAUUCGAUCGAGUGCUUGCUGCUGGCGCGGUAGGUCUGCGAUUCUCGAAGCAGAAUCUCGCUGAGACGCUUCGAGAGUGGCUUUUUCCUCCAUGUCGCUGCUGCACGCUAACCGCAGUCGGCCGCACAUUUACUCUGAUCAACACGUGGCUAUUGCACGUACUAUCACUGCAGAUCAAGAUCGUGCAGUCAGAUGGAGAGGCUCGUCGUGAACGCACCGACAGCAGUCCCGGCAUGGAUCACUCCGCCACUGUCAGCUUUCUCCGCGGCCGUGUCUUCUUCAUCACCGAGAACGGUCGCUUCGGUCUCGCUCGCGCUGGUCUUGCAUGGGGCGAUGGCAUCGCAAUUGUUCAAGGCGGUGCAGUACCAGUAUUGCUUCGACCAACUGUCAGGAACGGACCACUGAACAGAGAGUUCCAGCUUCGGACAGAAGCAUUUGUGCUGGGCGUCAUGGAAGGCGAGAUUUGGGACGACACAAACAUUCUCAGCGAAGAGAUAUUUCUGAUAUCGCUGGACUCGCAAGACAGAGGGCAAAUGGUUGCCGCUUAA